GGUGUCCCUACGGCGGGGAGGAGACGCUGAUGCCCAGAUCCUUGCAAGCUUGCGGGCUCGGCAGCACGGGCGCCCCUCGGGUGGGCGCGGAGGGGCCGGGCUGCAGCGGAGACCCGCCACCCUCACACACAUCUGCCGGUGGGCCGGGCGAGCCGGCUGUGGGAGCCUCCCCACGAGCCAACGGCACCCGGGACCCGCUGCCCGGCUCAGCCCCCUCCGUUCCCGCUCCCACCCAGACCCCCUCUAGUCCUCACUCCAUCCCUUCACCCCUCUCUGCUGGGGUGCCUGCACCCCUCCUCACCUCGCCGGUACAAACCCCUCCACUCCACUCCCCUUCCCGCCCCUCCCCACCUUCUUUGAUUUAUUUGUGUAUUUCUUUCCUUGGCAACCACCAGUUCCCCUCAGUAAAACAGCGCAGGCUCCCUAUAAUUUGAAAUUAAUUUGUUUGACUGCAGCAUUCAGACAGGAAGGUUGGGAAUUUAUUUAAAUCAUUUUUCUCCCUGUGCAAAAAGGAAGCGAUGAAAUUUCCAAUUGAGACUCCAAGAAAACAGGUGAACUGGGAUCCUCAAGUGGCUGUUCCCUCACCAGCGCCAGCUUGUGAGCCUGAGCCCAAAACUAACGGGCAUAACCCAGCUCCACGACUCUCCAUUUCCUCCCGAGCCGCUGUCGUUGCUACCAUGGAAGCCCCUUCUCAAGGCCUGCAGACAGUCAUGAAGUGGAAAACAGUGGUGGCCAUCUUUGUCGUGGUGGUAGUUUACCUGGUGACAGGAGGACUUGUCUUCCGUGCCCUGGAGCAGCCCUUUGAAAGCAGGCAGAAGAACACAAUUGCGCUAGAGAAGGCUGACUUUCUUCGGGAGCAUGUUUGUGUAACCCAGCUAGAGCUGGAGACGCUGAUUCAGCAUGCUAUUGAUGCUGAUAAUGCAGGAGUCAGUCCCAUAGGAAAUUCCUCUAAAAACAGCAGCCAUUGGGACCUUGGAAGUGCCUUUUUCUUUGCUGGAACAGUCAUCACAACUAUAGGGUAUGGGAACAUGGCCCCAAGCACUGUUGGAGGCAAGGUUUUCUGCAUCUUGUAUGCCAUCUUUGGGAUUCCACUCUUUGGCUUCUUGCUGGCUGGGAUUGGAGACCAACUAGGAACCAUCUUUGGGAAGGGUAUUGCAAGGGUGGAAAAAGUUUUCAGAAAAAAGCAAGUGAGUCAAACAAAGAUCCGGGUGAUCUCUACUAUCGUCUUCAUCCUGGCAGGCUGCGUUGUCUUCGUGACCAUUCCUGCAGUUAUCUUCAAACACAUUGAGGGAUGGACAGCCUUGGAGUCCACCUACUUUGUGGUUGUCACUCUGACUACUGUUGGCUUUGGUGACUUUGUAGCAGGAGGAAAUGCUAACAUCCAUUACCGGGAGUGGUAUAAACCCUUAGUGUGGUUUUGGAUCCUUGUUGGCCUUGCCUAUUUUGCUGCUGUCCUGAGUAUGAUUGGAGACUGGUUAAGAGUCCUGUCCAAGAAGACAAAAGAAGAGGUUGGAGAAAUAAAAGCCCAUGCAGCAGAGUGGAAAGCAAACAUGACAGCUGAGUUCAGAGAGACACGGAGGCGGCUGAGUGUGGAGAUCCAUGACAAACUUCAGCGGGCAGCCACUAUCCGGAGCAUGGAGCGCAGGCGCCUGGGCCUGGACCAGCGAGCCCACUCCUUAGACAUGCUGUCUCCAGAGAAGCGCUCUGUCUUUACUGCCUUGGAAACAGGGCGCUUCAAAGCCUCAUCUCAGGAAAGCAUCAACAACAGGCCUAACAACCUGCGCCUUAAAGGCUCAGAUCAGCUCAAUAAGCACGGGCAGGGGGCAUCCGAGGACAACAUUAUUAACAAGUUUGGAUCAUCUGCUAAAAUGACCAAAAGGAAAAACAAAGACCUCAAAAAGACCAUCCCUGAGGAUGUGCGUAAAAUUUAUGAGACCUUCCGAAACUACUCCUUGGAUGAAGAAAAGAAAGAAGAGGAGACGGAGAAGAUGUGUAAUUCUGAGAACUCUUCUAGCACUGCAGUCCUGACCAACUGCAUCCAGCAGCACUCAGACCUGGAGAAUGGAGUGAUCCCCAAUGAAACCAAAGAAAGGGAACAUGAAAACAAAGUGUUACUUGAAGACAGAAAUUAAAUGUAAAAGAUGCUUGACUUGAAUUAACAAUGUUAGUGUUUUUAUAUACAUAUAUAUAUUGAGACACGUGCCUUAUACAGACUCCUUGUUCAGUCUGAAUUAUAUAGCAUCGAAGAAUAUUUCACUGUGCCAUAAAGACUCAAGCUUGCUCUGCCAAAACAUAUCAGGAACACAGCACUGCAGAAUGGCAACAGAAAGCUACGCACAUGGAAAUUUCAGCCUGUAUAAAAUUACCAGGGUAAGACACAAAUGAAGAGAUUGAACCAUGGCAAUAUCACCAGAGUGCUCCUACCGUGGUAUAAUAUUAGACAGGGCAGCUAUGUAAGAAGAGCCUUUCAAAGGGAUGAAAGAGUGUAUCUUUCUAAUGGAGUAUGCAUCCAUAAAGCCUUCCCCUGGUGAUUAAAAAGAGGAGAAAUGAUCAGAGUGAACUAGAAACUCUCAGUAAGGCUUAGUUUACGUUUUGGCACGUGAUCCAAGCUAGACUUCUAGAUUGAUUCCCCGCCCCCCCCCCCUUUUGAAACAGAUGCAUUAUCUUUCUAAACUCCAAAAGAAUGUCCAUGGACACAGCUGGGUGCUGGUUUGAAAAAUCAACACAGACACAUUUAAGGGUUGGAUUGCUGUUUUCAUUAACAACAAACAAAAAACCCCAAACAACUCUGUGGGUAUUUCUCUUAACCAGUGACAAAAAAAUAAAAAAGGAAAGGAAACAAAUGGAUUUUUUUUUUUCUCGUGUAGGAAAUAUUCAAUGUAACGUCACAGCAGGAACAUGCAUAUGAAGAAAGUGCAGCAUUUUGUGCUAUGUUGUUUAAAAGAAGAGAAACAUUAAUGAUAUUUGGCUAGGUGUAAAAAACAGUGGUUCUUUUUUUUUUUUAAAGAAUUUUUCAUUCACACUUUCUACCACUGGAAAAACCCCUUCAAUUUUAAUGCUGUAAGACUAUGAAGACAGAAGGAAAGCUAUAGCUUUUGCAUGUCAGCAAACUGCUGUUCUCUGUAGCUGAAUCUGAAUUUUUAAAAAUAGACAUAAAAGCAUAUAUGCUAUUCACAUGAGGGCCAGGGCAACUAUAGAAUCUCAGGGCUCUCUGCCCCUUUUGCUGGGUUUGGGUUUAGACAUAAGCUGAGUCAUAAUCUCGGAAAAUAAAAAAAAAAAGGGAAAAAGAAAACAGAAAUUUAGGAAAAGAAGUUGAGAAAAAGAUGGUGGUAAUCUUUUAAGUGCUUAUAGCUUUAAGUGCCAUUAAUGCUGUCAUAUUUUGUAACUUUUUAAACAAGUAUUUUGAAUUAUUUGUUUUAUUUCCUUUCAGGUACUAUCUUUGUUUGACAUUUGCUAUCUCUCUUCUUGAUAAAAUCUAAACAUGAGCUCUCUGCAUUUCUAGACUAAAGUGAAAUGUAACCAAACUGUGGGCAUUUUGGAUAUAAGAAAUACAAAUGUCUCUAGACUUCACACUAAAUACUCAAAGAAAAGGCUGCAAAAUAAUUAAUGUGAAUUGCAAAACACACCUCACUAGCCUCAGCCUGUGGGCUACUAUGUUUACCAUUGCAGAUAGAAGAUUUUGCAUGCUGGAGAUGAGAUACACAAUUGCACCAGUGAUGCUUUCCCCGCGCCUUCUCAAAAUCCUAAGUAUUCCUGCAAUUCAAAUUGUAGGCUUAAAAGUAAAGUAAACAUGGAUGUAGAUGGCAGAGACAAACCAAGCCUUACAAGCUAGUCAAACAUAUAGGCACUUGCAGGUUAUACAGACACAGACUUUUGGAAUUGCCUGCCCAUGUCUGCGUACACAAAAAUGUAUGCUUCAUUUUCUGUCGUAGUGUCUGAGAUUUUGUGCACAAUGAGCCAACUCAAAAUCUAACUAGUGACUAGAAUACAUGAUUGCCAUGGCUAUGAAGAGAAGCAUGGCCACCAUGCAAAUGCAAAUUUUGAGUAUGCAUAUUUGCAUAUCUAAUUGACUUUUAACAAUUAGCAGAAGUGAGCCAAAUUCUACUAGUGCAGUGGAGGAAAGAAGUUCUUAGUAUGUUCUGUCUGCUGGUUCACUUCCCUUGAAAUAUCAUCUUUCUCAUUUCAUUUUCUGUCUGAAAAUUAAAGAUGAAAAAGCAAGGUUUGAAAAAUUUCAGGUCAUUUGGGAUUGCUUUAACUCAAUAAGAUCCAACAGAAAUUGAAUUCUGCUUAGUUCACCAAUGAAUCUCUUAAGGUGCGGUGCUGCGCUCUGGCUUUAGCUUACUUGGAGGCAGGGCAGUAAGCCCAGUGUCCAGGGAAGGUUUAAUCUGACUCAAGAGCUGCUGUGGGUUGUGGAAAUUUUUGUGCCAUGCAGCCCUCUUGGGUGAAGCCCUCUCUUGGCUUCACAAUGAUGCAAAUGGCAGCUUGUGGCCAUACUCAGAUCCUAUCCCCAGAUCUUGUCCUCCUCAAGCCACAGGCAGAUACCAGCAGGUCUGUUCAAGAACCGGAGUCCUUUAGCCCUCCUGUCAUUCCUGGUUUUGGGUAGGCCUGGGAUGAAGUUCAGCCUAGUGCCCUGUGAGCAAAUCUUAUGAAGUCUUUCCCAGAAAUACAGUGAAUCAUGUUGUGCUAACUCUAUAGUACCAGAUUGAAGUAUACUUGUAUGUAAAGUUUUAUGUUGUUCAGAUUUGGGGUUUUACUAGUGGGAAGUUAGGAGUGAAAGCUACAAUUUAGAUUUGCAUUUGAAUUCCAGACAAGGUUCAGAAGUUCUUGGACAUGUGAUUUGAGUCCUGGGAAUUAAAGUACUGCCUAGUUACACAGUCCUGCGCUUUACUCAUAUGAAGGAUCAGGUGCACAAAAGUAUCUAAUCUGACAUAAGAACAUAUAGAUUGUGCUACCAAUUCUCCUUGGUUACUAAAUGCCAAAACUAUCAUCAUGCAUGUGGUGUUAUUUGUUCCUCAACUGAGUUCUUCUCACAAGAAAUGCUUGCCUGCAAUGGAAAAGUCCUGCACAGAUGCACAGGCAGCUCUAAGUGCAUAUGAAAUAUAAGGCUUAGUCAUAGCCAGAGCAUUUCUGCUGAUCAGGGCCAGGAAAAACAAAGUCUGGCUUGUAGGACUUGCCUGUGUGAGCAGGGAGUUGGAUAGCGGGCAAAUCAUGGAAAACAGGUCAAAAUGGACAUAGUGACUGAGGAGGCAAGUUUUGGUGGCCAACUUCAGGACUAUUUAAUCUGAUGGAAUAGGACAAUGAAAGCUUGGCACAUUUUUAUCUCUAAACUUUCUAAGUCUGAUUCUGUCCAGAUUCUAUCUGAUGAUGUGUGUGCCUCACUCCAGUCUCUGCCUGUCCAUGCCAUGUGUGAGCCCCUAGCUGACAUUUUUUCAGCUGUGUCUUCAGCAGCUCCUGGUUUGGGAUGCGAUAGUUUCAGGGACAAAGGAUAAUGCCGAAUAAACUCUCAGUGAGAUACUGAACAGAGCAUUUGAUGACCUUUUACAUGAAAGCAAGAUGCUCUCUUUCAUUCCUUUCCAUUUCUGUGUCUGUGAAACUUGCUGAGAAAGCUGCCAGUCUGCUGCUGGAGUAAAUAUUUUCUUCUGUAUGACUGCCUAUUAAAUACCUCAAUAUACGUAAAUUUUAUUAUAAUAUGGGAAGUGCAAAUGGUGUAUUGCAAAGGGGGCCAGACAGAAAUGCCUGACAACUGAAAUGACGUUUUAAUGCCCUAAAUUGCUUCUCUCUUUGUAGAGGCCAUCUCUUGGUUUUAGUUGUAUGCAACAGCUUGGGAGAGAAUCUCAGUUCAAGCAUGAAGUGUUUUUAUGGCUAAAAUUCUUAUCCUUUGGCAUUUACUAACGCUUAUAAAAACUUGUGAUGUUAUUUGUACUGGGGCUGUUCCACCAUUAUUGAAAGUUUUAGAAAAAGGUAGUCUGAACCAUAUCCAAUGUUUCUAAAUUACGCUCUUUCACAGCAGCCUGAAUAUAGAAAGCCAAACAAAAGCGUGGUUUACUGACUUUAACUCUCAGAUUCUGUCUUGAGCACAAUGUGGCUUUACAUGGGAAUUGGGACCUGAAAGAACAAAGGAAGCAUGGAAUUUCUGUAGCCACGGCCCUCACACACAGAGGACGAUUCAGCUUCUCUUUUCCUACAGCUUUCAGCUCUGAAGACCCACUUUCUUCUGCCUUGUGCAGGAGAAUUCUGGCAUGCUACUUUGGGGAUCUUCUUGAACCAUUACUGAACUUGUGCAUAUUUUGCAUGAGUGGUUUUGAAAAGAUUUGUAUCUUCAUGUGGCAGUCUGUGAAUUUCAUUAUCCUUUAAUAGGGGACAUUAUUUCUAAUAAAUGUUAUUAGAAAUAAUAGGAAAUAAACCCCCCAGUGAUUUAUAUUCAUGAAAUUUGAUUUUGGUUGUUGCUAUGAAAUUAUAAAUCAUCUGAGCUUCUGCUGUCUGGCUUUAUGAUGUCUCUAGUGUAAGUCUGCUUCUUUCAAAGCCAUUAAUGGACUAUGCCAGAGAUUUUCUACAAAAUUUUCUAACCUACAGUAAAGUAUGUCUGUGAGAUCAGGGUGUUAAAACCCUGUCCUUAAAACCCCUGCAUUUUCCUGAAGAAUUUGUGUUUAUGCUAUAAAUGGGGUGUUUGUUUGCCAGCUUUGGUUUUCUCAGGGGCGUAUUUGUGUUGUCAGGUUGCAUGAUGUCUGCUGGUCUCACUUUUCCCAUCAUCCACUAAAAAUAAAUAAUAGGCAAAAACCAAACUUUAUGUCAUGCUGCCUACUAACGUAGAACAAGAAGUCUUCUACUAAACAGGUAGGAAUUUGAAAGGUGACUGGGAACUGCUUCAGUCCUUCCUGUACAUUUAUUUGUUCUAAACUGUGUUUUGUUUAAUCUAAGGCCAAAAUCUGCCCCCAUCAAAUCAGUGCAGUAAAGUGGAGCUAGCUUGUUAUUUUUAAGCUUUUUAGAGCAAAGAUGUGCUGUUUUGACUCAUCUCUACAGUGCCAUUUACACUUACUGUGGUGGCAUACCAGUGCUAAAUACAGAUAAGCCCAGCUUUAGAAACAGUUCCCUAGGCAAUUAAAUAUCAAUGAUAACACAAAGCAAAUCAACACAAAUCUAUGAAACUCAAAAAAAGGCUUGUAGAUUAAUGUAUGAAACUAGUUGCCUGAAAUAUAUCAGCAAAAAAAUGUAGAUCUGAAAAUUAAUUUAGGUUGCCUAAUUCUUCCCAAAGUCCCCAUUUCCUUUACUACCAGUAGCAGUUACUCUCCUUAAUACCAUUGCUGAGCUGGACCAUAUGUUUUUUUUCCUCCUGUCAGUGCAACUGAAGUACAUAAUGAUGUUAGGUUAUUGACUCAUGCUGUUGAAAUCAAACAACUGACAAAGCAGUUGUGAAAGCUAAUUUGGGGGUCUCCUGAUGUAGCCAGCGCAUGCUCUGUGAGCUGAAUCAUGCUGAGUUGGGAAGGUUACGCUAAAGGCAGGUCUUAUACACAAUACGGUGAGUUCUCAGGAACCAGUUUAAAAAAGGCCCCCAAUGAACACGUGCACAUGCCCACCCUUCACAUGGCAUAUAUAAUCGGUUCUUGUACAUAGAUUUAGUGGUGAUGCCUCCACUCUCCGUGCAGGUAGAUGUGAAAUUCUGUGCUCCCUCAUCUCCUGUUACAGGUCACAUCUGAGCUGAGUCUUAUCACCAAAAAAUAGCAGUGCUGCUGCUUUCGGGGGAAAAUGAACAUUUCUCUAGCAGGUGGCCUUUUGAGGCAAAUAGGAUCUGCUUUCCUUGGCUCAGCUCCUUGAGAGCAAAUCACAGGCAGGUGAUGUUUGGCAUGUGAGAGAGAAUACUUUAAUCUCCCAAAUAUAUUCCACCCACACACUUUUUUUUUCCCUUGUGAGAGCUGGAUGCUUAAAGAGGAAAGCUUAUGGUGCCUAUUGUGAGAUGUAAGCCAAACAUACCAGCUUUCAGCCUACCAUUUAGCAAUUUCCCAGAUCAUGGAGACAUGUAGUAGCUAUAAUUAGAAAAAGAUAGGAUUUGUAUCUGGAUCACAGCUUACCAACAAUUUAAAUUUAUUCAGGCCAGGGUUUCAAUGUAAUUAUAGACUGAUUUUUUUCCAAGUUCUAAUAGAAUUUGAUCUGGACCUUGUGGAUAGGGCUGAAACCCCAUAGUUAGUCAUUUUCACCCAUGCACUUGAAAAAACAUUGAAAAAUAUUUCUUAAAAUUUUGGGAAACCUUUUGGUGGAAUGCUGAUCUGUUUUUCCUGAUCAACUUAGGAUUAUAGUAUAAACAAUUGAUAAAUCCACUUGCAAGCAUGUUCUAUCUAUGCUUUUGUCUCUGUCCCUCUUACUCUCUCUCUGUAAGAUUUUAUGGUGCUUUAUAAAGGCAUUUUCAGAAAAGGGACAAUUUCAUAAAUGUCAUUAGCAAGGUACCAAGCAGAAUGUGCUUGUACCAUCUUGAUAAGUUUUGCUGCUAUUGUCUUUAUUUUAUGAUGUAAUGUUUUACAAAAAUGGAAAAAAAAAAAUGCAACAAAGACCUUCUGG
Messenger RNA from Strigops habroptila (Kakapo), 8550 nucleotides. RefSeq names its product potassium two pore domain channel subfamily K member 10 (gene KCNK10). Gene Ontology annotation, cellular component: membrane. Gene Ontology annotation, biological process: stabilization of membrane potential; potassium ion transmembrane transport. Gene Ontology annotation, molecular function: potassium ion leak channel activity. The transcript has 7 exons. The coding region runs from base 519 to 2132 and encodes 537 amino acids. NCBI's taxonomy places the organism in Eukaryota, Metazoa, Chordata, Aves, Psittaciformes, Psittacidae. The record is from RefSeq and is a predicted model, not a curated record.